CCCGCCGCUGCCGCCCGGCCCCGCCAUGGCCUGGCGAGCGGCUCCCCGCGUCGCGGCCCGGCUGCUGCUGUCGCCGCCGCGGCGGGGCAUCGCCUCCUGCAUCGACCCAUCCACUGGCCUGACUGAGGAGCAGAAGGAGUUCCAAAAGGUUGCCUUUGAUUUUGCUGCCAAGGAGAUGGCUCCUCACAUGGCUGAGUGGGACCAGAAGGAAAUAUUCCCUGUGGAGACCAUGAGGAGGGCAGCCCAGCUGGGCUUCGGUGGCAUCUACGUGAAACCAGACGUCGGUGGCUCGGGACUGUCACGACUCGACACCUCUGUCAUCUUUGAAGCUUUAUCAACAGGCUGCACCAGCACCACUGCUUACAUGAGCAUCCACAACAUGUGUGUUUGGAUGAUAGACACCUUUGGCAAUGAGGAACAGAGGCACAAGUUCUGCCCAUCGCUCUGUAGCAUGGAAAAAUUUGCUUCUUACUGCCUGACUGAGCCAGGAAGUGGGAGUGAUGCAGCUUCCCUGCUGACCUCAGCUGAGAGGAAAGGGGACACCUACAUCCUGAAUGGCUCCAAGGCCUUCAUCAGUGGAGGAGGUGACACUGAUGUGUACGUGGUCAUGUGUCGCACGGGAGGCCCAGGCCCCAAGGGCAUCUCCUGCCUGGUGCUGGAGAAGGGGACACCAGGGCUCAGCUUUGGCAAGAAAGAGAAGAAGGUGGGCUGGAAUUCCCAGCCAACUCGGGCUGUGAUCUUUGAGGACUGCGCUGUUCCUGUUGCCAACCGGCUGGGAGCUGAAGGGCAGGGCUUCAACAUUGCCAUGAAGGGACUGAACGGAGGCAGGAUCAACAUUGCUUCCUGUUCCCUGGGGGCCGCUCACGCCUGCGUUCUGCUGGCUCAGGAGCACCUCACUGUGCGCAAGCAGUUUGGAGAACCCCUCGCUAACAAUCAGUACCUGCAGUUCAGGCUGGCGGAGAUGGCGACGCGGCUGGUGGCGGCGCGGCUGCUGGUGCGGCACGCGGCGAGGGCGCUGCAGGAGGGCAGGGAGGACGCAGCUGUGCUCUGCUCCAUGGCCAAGCUCUUUGCUACUGAUGAGUGCUUUGGGAUCUGUAACCAGGCUCUACAGAUGCAUGGGGGCUAUGGCUACCUGAAGGAUUAUGCUGUGCAGCAGUUUGUGAGAGACAUCAGAGUGCACCAGAUCCUGGAAGGUACCAAUGAGGUGAUGCGGAUGAUAGUGGCCAGGAACCUGCUACAGGUCUGAAGCCAGGAGCUAGUUUCCAACCUCCAAUUCCUUCCUCUGCUACAGCCUGGUCUGUUUCCCUCCUCUCCCCAGGGAGUGGAGGCAGGGAUAGCCCAGUGGACAGAGGCUUUCUGCCUUACAUUGACUGGGAUCACAGCUGGAUGCCGAGCACAGGCUGCCACAGCUGCACGCUGUGCCUGGCAGAGCUGCUGUUCCUAGGCUCGUAUUGUGCAGCCUGGAGCUACAAAGCAGAGUCAUGAAUACGAGCCUCUGUCUCCAAAUCUUGAUCAUGGGCUGCUUGGGAAGGGAAACACUAGGCCUGCUGGUCAUCUCUGCUGAAUCAGGACUGAAACACGAGCUCCGGGCCGAGGUGCAGCCUAUCGCCGUAGGCCUCUUCUCCAUCAGUGAAAUCUUUUGGUCGAGGGAACUCAUUGCUGUGCUUAGAAACCUGCUCUCCUGUGUGCUGAUUGCACCUCUGGGGACAAGGUAGCCACCAGAACUGCAGCUCUAAUCACCUGCAGAGCGCAGUGGCUUUGUGACUGAGGAGCUGGCUGCCUCUUGGGGAUCUGGGAGCACUCUUUUCCCCAGCACACCUCCCUUCAGGCACCC
This is a messenger RNA of Dryobates pubescens (Downy woodpecker), 1834 nucleotides long. It is a transcript of the gene ACAD8, whose product is annotated as acyl-CoA dehydrogenase family member 8. Gene Ontology annotation, biological process: lipid metabolic process. Gene Ontology annotation, molecular function: flavin adenine dinucleotide binding; acyl-CoA dehydrogenase activity. The transcript has 11 exons. The record is from RefSeq and is a predicted model, not a curated record. Bases 26 to 1246 code for a protein of 406 amino acids. Lineage: Eukaryota; Metazoa; Chordata; Aves; Piciformes; Picidae.